Messenger RNA from Protopolystoma xenopodis, 303 nucleotides. NCBI's taxonomy places the organism in Eukaryota, Metazoa, Platyhelminthes, Monogenea, Polystomatidea, Polystomatidae. The record is from the annotation of a GenBank genome assembly.
AUGGCGUCCGGUCGAUCUGAUGAGUUUGCGGGUAUAAAGAAUAAAUAUGAGCCGAAACAGGCCACAUCUGACGUCUCGGGGAGGCGGGCAAUGGCCCCUUGUCUUCUGCAUUGUAUGUUGCCCCUUUGCGGGUGUGUAGAAGGGCUAUGGACGUCCGGCCGAAAGUGGCGCAAUCAGCAGGACACGGAGAGACCGGGCCGAAGAGAAGAGGCGCCUGAAAGCAGGUCGCGACAUGCAAUCGCAGUGACGAGACAGCUUGACAAAAAUAAAAUAACACCAAUUUGCUCCUUUUCCCAGUCCUAG